AUGACAAUCGUUCACAUAGUCCUCUUUGAAUUCAAACCCAACACCCACAAAGAUCAAAUAGACGAUGGCGGCUUCUCCCACGGUUUCGUAUCUCAUUUCGCAUCCACCAGUGAUCGGGAUUACUAUUUGAAUGAAGAUCCAGCACGUCUGGACUUUGUGAAGAAAGCGGGGGACAUAGUGCAGAAUGUUAGGGUUGUUGAUUAUGAGAUGGGUACUGCGGUUGUCAUGCUUAUUAGUGAUUGGGAGGAGGAAUAUGGAGAUCCAUGA
This is a messenger RNA of Sclerotinia sclerotiorum 1980 UF-70, 267 nucleotides long. RefSeq lists its product with no specific name. The transcript is spliced from 3 exons. Bases 1 to 267 code for a protein of 88 amino acids. NCBI's taxonomy places the organism in Eukaryota, Fungi, Ascomycota, Leotiomycetes, Helotiales, Sclerotiniaceae. The record is from RefSeq and is a predicted model, not a curated record.